Fraxinus pennsylvanica is the source of this 1239-nucleotide messenger RNA. The record is from the annotation of a GenBank genome assembly. Lineage: Eukaryota; Viridiplantae; Streptophyta; Magnoliopsida; Lamiales; Oleaceae.
AUGGGAAAUACGAACAGGGAUAUGAUAUGUUAUGAGGCAAAGGUGAACACAACCAGUGAUGGGAAUAGUUGUAGAGUCGAGGCCUCUGCCCAGGAGCGAGCACAAGAAGUUCAGGCAAAUCUGCCAGCAAACUUCCCGAGUUUUGUUAAGCAUAUGCUCAAAUCACAUGUUACUGGAGGAUUUUGGUUGGGUUUGCCGAAGCCAUUUUGUGAUGCACAUUUGCCAAAGCAUGAUGAAACAGUCAUUUUGGUGGACGAAAAUGGAGAAGAAUAUAGUACCAAGUACUUGAUCGGAAAAAAUGGACUGAGUGGCGGGUGGAGAGGCUUCUCCCUUGCUCACAAAUUGCUGGAGGGAGAUGUCUUGGUUUUCCAAUUGAUCCAUCUUUGCAAGUUUAAGGUAUACAUUGUGAGAGCAAGCAGAUUAACAGAGAUUGACGGGGCUAUUGGUCUUCUAAACUUGGAUUUUUAUGUCAACCCGAUUGAUGCAAUGAAAAUAGAUGAUCAAGUGGAAGAAAGAGCGAUGAUUAGUGAAACAGCAGGGUUGAUUGAAUUGGCGGCUUCUGCCAUAGACAUUCAUGAAGAGAAAAGAACGGCGAUAUUAGUUUCUAACAGCGAGCCUGUAGCAGAUCGAUCUGGGAAUGAAAGUGAUGAAUUUGAAUUUGGUUCCGUAGUUAUGGAUGGCAUCAGAUUAUCAGAAUCUUCUGUCGACUUUAAAGAUGUGAAAAGUUUCCAAGAUUUCCACAUUCAUGUGAAUGGCUUAGUAUUAGACUCGGAGAUACCACAGCAUCUUCAGACAAAAUAUUAUGAGCUAUGCUGCAGCCAAAAAAUGUUCCUUCACGAUCAUCUUAUCGAAGGCCUUAACAGUAAAUUAGUUGCCGGAAUGAUUUCCGAAACUAUUAACAUUGCUGAUGCUAUAAGAGCUGCCAAGAUCACCCAAUCUCUUCAUCAUUUGGAAAGUUGGGACAAAACUUUAAAAGCUUUCGAGGAUUUAGGUAUGGAGGUUGGAUUUCUACGUGCAAGGCUACUUAAGCUAGUAAACCUUUCACGUCAAUCCAUGGCGAUUAUUGAAUCUAAGAAUAAUGAAAGGGCUUUAGUAGAAGAAGAUAUUAGAGAUCUUGAAGGAAAACUUUUGCAGGCGAAACGGUUGAUGAAACAUUUAGAGAAUGAAAUUGAGGCCUUGAAAAAGAACGACGAGAAGCUUGCCGUAAUCUUUAAGGAGUUUGCGGCUGCUCCAUGGUGA